Molecule: messenger RNA, 1188 nt
Organism: Alternaria ventricosa
Lineage: Eukaryota; Fungi; Ascomycota; Dothideomycetes; Pleosporales; Pleosporaceae
Gene: FEN1
Product: Elongation of fatty acids protein 2
Exons: 4
Coding region: 1-1188 (395 amino acids)
Cellular component (GO): cytoplasm; nucleus
Molecular function (GO): 5'-3' exonuclease activity; 5'-flap endonuclease activity; DNA binding
Source: RefSeq, a predicted model, not a curated record
AUGGGUAUCAAACACCUGUACCAGCUCAUCGAGGAGCAUGCGCCAGAGGCAGUCAAGAAGGGCGAGAUCAAGAACCAGUUUGGACGUAAAGUCGCCAUAGAUGCAUCUAUGAGCAUCUACAGUUUCCUCAUCGCAGUCCGCUCCGAUGGCCAGCAGCUCAUGAGCGAGACGGGCGAAACCACAUCUCAUCUCAUGGGUCUCUUCUACCGCACAAUGCGCAUGGUCGACAACGGCAUCAAGCCCCUCUACGUCUUCGAUGGCGCUCCGCCCAAGCUCAAGUCCGGCGAGCUCGCCAAGCGUUUCCAGCGCAAGACAGAGGCACACGCGGCAGCUGAGGAGGCGAAAGAGACGGGUACAGCGGAAGACGUUGAGAAGUUCUCGCGGCGGACAGUCAGGGUCACGAGGGAGCAUAACGAGGAGUGCCAGCGCUUGCUCAAGCUCAUGGGCAUCCCGUACAUUGUCGCACCGACCGAGGCUGAAGCUCAAUGUGCUACGUUGGCGAGAGGAGGCAAGGUGUACGCCGCUGCUUCAGAAGACAUGGACACCCUUACUUUCGAUUCACCCAUUCUGCUGCGACACCUGACCUUCAGCGAGCAGCGCAAAGAGCCCAUCCUGGAGAUCCACCUGGACAAGGUGCUCGAAGGUCUGAACAUGGAGCGGAAGCAGUUCAUCGACCUCUGCAUCCUCCUCGGCUGCGAUUAUCUCGACCCCAUCAAAGGCAUCGGCCCAAGCACCGCCCUCAAACUCAUCCGCGAGCACACCGACCUUGAGGGCGUCGUCGAGCACAUCAAAUCCCAAUCCUCCAAGAAGCUCACCAUCCCCGACGAUUGGCCAUUCGCUGAUGCGCGUCUCCUCUUCCUCGAGCCCGACGUGCGCCCCGCCGACGACCCAGAAUGUGACUUCAAGUGGGAAGCACCUGACGUAGAAGGUCUCGUCAAGUUCCUAGUCGAGGAGAAGCACUUCAACGAAGAUAGGGUGCGUAACGGAGCAGCCAAGCUACAGAAGAACAUGAAGACGGCGCAGCAGAGCAGACUAGAGGGCUUCUUCAAGCCGAUUGAGAAGACUGCUGAGGAGAAGGCUAGUCUCAAGCGCAAGGCAGAGGAGAAGCUCGAGGAGAAGAAGAAGAAGCAAAAGGCUGAUGCAAAGGCGAAGAAGCAGGCCAAGGCUAAGCCGAGGACUGCUGGUUAG